UCAUGUUGAAAUGUGGCCUUUACUUCAAAGAUAAAAAGUGAGAAAAGAUUUUUUCGAUAAUCUUUCGUUUUGUUUCUAGAGAAAUGGAUCUUCAACAAUAUUCAUUGACACGACCUUUAUCUAGUCUUGAAAGUGAAAGUGAUAGUGACGAAGAGUUUUUUGAUACAAUACUUAAAUGGUACAUAAAAUAUGAGGGUGGCGAGGGUGAGCCGGGAUCUGACACAGUUCAACGACCUUCCGUGAAAUUUACAAAAGAUAUAUACUUGCAAAGUCUUAAUGAUUCGGAAUUCACACUGAGAUUUAUGUUAUCAAAAACUGCAGUAGACUCAUUACUACCUAAAAUGAUCCAGUAUUUUGCUAAUACGAAGACUUCAAGUAAUAACAGAGUGUCACCAUUACACCAACUGUUACUGACACUACGAUUUUACGUACAAGGUUCUAUACCCGAGAUUGAUUUUCUAAAUAUAUCGAAACCUUCGGCCAGCAGAAUUAUACAGGAUAUAUCAGGGGCAAUAGCGAGUUUGAGCAAAGAUUAUUUAUUUGUUCGUGAAGGCAAUACAGAUAAAUUUAAGAAAAUCGCUGAUUUUCCGAAUGUACUUGGUAUCAUCAAUUGCACUACUAUUUCUCUUCAUAUGCCUAGUCCAGGAAAAUGUAAACAGUCUGAAGCCAACUUAGAACUGUUUGUACAGGCAAUAUGCGACGCUGAUCUGAGAUUUAUAAACAUAAAGGUCCAUUGGCCAGGAGUAGCUCUUCAAUCGAUAACUAGUAAAUUUGCUAUGAAGGAGAAUUAUGUAACAAAUCAAUAUUUACUUGGUGAUAGUAAGUAUUCUUGCAAGAAAAAUCUAUUAACUCCUGUAGUGAAUCCUUCUACCGAAGCUCACAAACGUUAUAAUGAAGCCCAUUUAAAAACGUGGAAAACAAUUGAGAAGACUUUUGCUCUGUGGAAACAACGGUUCACAGUUGUCGCUAGGCCGAUGUGCGAAACAUUAUGGAACAUACAUAGAAUAAUUACUGCUACUGCAGUCUUGCAUAACAUAUGUAUGGAUAACAAUUUGGAAGAAAUAACUUCGAACGAAAACAUAAACAAUAAUGUUGAGUAUGAGAUGAUGAAUUGUGACGAAGAUGAUGCAAGUAAAGAUGAUGAUACAGAAAGAAUAUCUGUUAUAAAUCAUUUUGGAGAUGUUAUCUGAUAUAUGUACGAGUAUUCAUUUAUUAUAGUGCCUUUCGUGUGACAAAAUAAGGGUAUUUUGGAUUCUUCCAAAAACAAAAAAAAAACGUCCAAACCUGUUUAAAUAAUGAGUAAAAUAUGUUUUAUUAUCUGGGCAAUAAA
Plodia interpunctella (Indianmeal moth) is the source of this 1330-nucleotide messenger RNA. Its product is annotated as putative nuclease HARBI1. The record is from RefSeq and is a predicted model, not a curated record. Lineage: Eukaryota; Metazoa; Arthropoda; Insecta; Lepidoptera; Pyralidae. The coding region runs from base 84 to 1190 and encodes 368 amino acids. The transcript has a single exon.